Penicillium maclennaniae is the source of this 2001-nucleotide messenger RNA. Its product is annotated as alkaline phosphatase. The transcript has 3 exons. Bases 1 to 2001 code for a protein of 666 amino acids. Lineage: Eukaryota; Fungi; Ascomycota; Eurotiomycetes; Eurotiales; Aspergillaceae. The record is from RefSeq and is a predicted model, not a curated record. Gene Ontology annotation, molecular function: alkaline phosphatase activity. Gene Ontology annotation, biological process: dephosphorylation.
AUGCGUGCUCUGCUUGUCUCUAUAGGCGCAUGUCUUGCGGCAUGCGCUACUGCUCAGACCUUUCAGCGACUGGGAGGCUGCCCUGCCCUGGGCUGCAUCUUCCCACCUGAUCAGGUUGACUUCCUUGCUGGCCAGUUCUUCGAUAUCCGACUUGAAGUCCAUUCACCUGUCAAUGGCUCCGAAGCGCGAGUCGGUGAGCCAGAUCCCAAUUUCACUUUCACCAUUUCCAAGAAGGGCGGCACCACUGUCUCUGCUACUGAGUACUUCAAAGUCGUGGAGCCCGAGCUGGAGCGCUGGAAUUUCACUUGGUAUGAAGACCUUUUCGCCCAGGAUGCCGACCAACCCUCUCUCGUCAAUGUCACUGCCAAGGCCUACAGACGUGUUGUUCUCUACGAGCCUGGUGACUACGAGGCUACCUUGACCUACUAUGGAACUCAGAAGACUGUUGCUAAUUGGCACGUUCGUGACCUGCCCACCAAGCGGCGUGCCAAGAACGUUAUCCUCUUUAUUGGGGAUGGCAUGACUACAAAUAUGAUCACUGCUGCCCGUCUGAUGGCUCACCGCAGCAUUAAUGGCAAGUACAUGACCAAAAUGGCUCUUGACAAGUUUCCCGUACUGGGCCACCAGAUGACCCACUCCAUGGAUUCGUUCAUCACCGACUCGGCCAACUCUGCGACAGCAUUGUACACCGGUCACAAGAGUACCGUCAACGCCCUCAAUGUCUAUGUCGACUCCUCCAAGGAUCCCUUCGACGAUCCCAAAUUUGAGAUCAUCACUGAGAUUUUCAGACGCCACUUCCCUCAAAGCGGCGUUGGUAUUGUGACCACAGCUUUCCUGGCUGAUGCGACCCCCGCUGCAUUAGCUGCUCACACCAGCAAGCGAAGCCAGCUGGACCAUGUCAUUGGUGCUUUCUAUGAGGGCGGUGUCAGCAAUCACAAUUGGACUAACUGGGAUGGCCCUGAUGUAGUCCUCGGAACCGGUGCGGAGAAUUUCCUCCAGACUAAGGACGCCCCUCGUGACUACUACAAGCUCUUUGCCGAGAAGGGCUACAAUGUGGCCUGGAACAACACUGCCAUGCAGAAUGCAUCAAAUGACGAAAAGCUGCUUGGCGUCUUCCAGACUAGUAACCUCGCUCUUUGGCUCGACCGCAACGUUUACAAGGACAACCUCCACAACAAGAGCAACUACCCUGACGGCUCUGAUCGUGAUGCUACUGAUUUGCCGGGUCUGAAAGAGAUGACUCUCAAGGCGAUUGACGUGUUACAGGAGCGACACGACGACCAGGGCUGGUUCCUUAUGUCUGAGGCUGCCAGUAUCGACAAGCAAAUGCAUACUCUGGAUUAUGAUCGUGCCUUGGGAGAGCUUCUGGAGCUCGACGACACUGUCCGCGCGACUAUUGAGAAGCUUCAGUCAAUUGGUCAGCUCGAGGAUACUCUCAUCCUUGUCACGGCUGACCAUGGCCACGGCUUUGACGUCACGGGUUCCGUUGACACCAAAUACAUGAGCGCCCAACGGGAGGAUCGCGAGAAGCGCCGGUCCAUUGGCUACUACAGAGACUCUGGUCUCUCGCAGUACACCGUCGAUGGGCCCGACGCCUUGCGAUACUCAGAUGGCGUGCAUUUCCCUGCUCGCUGGGACCCCCGCUACACUCUGCACUCCGGUGUCGUUGCUUUCCCCGACCAUCGGGAGAACUACCAGGUUCACAGUGAAGGCCCGCGCGUUCCUGCUGUCGAGCUCAAUGGCAAGGAAGAUGACUUCUACGUCAGCUACAAGGACGCUGUCACUGGCUUCCUGAUCAACGGCACUUUACCCGUUGAUGCUGACCAGGGAGUUCACUCGCUGACCGAUGUACCGGUCUUUGCACAAGGCCCCUGUCAGGAGCUGUUUGGUGGUGUUUACAAUUCCAUUGACAUCUUCUUCCAUAUGGCGGAAUGUUUGGGCUUGUCCGAGACCCAGGGCAGGGCCUCGGAAACCUGUGCUGCUCAAGGCGGGAAUGCCUAG